Caenorhabditis briggsae is the source of this 609-nucleotide messenger RNA. The transcript is spliced from 3 exons. The coding region runs from base 1 to 609 and encodes 202 amino acids. The record is from RefSeq and is a predicted model, not a curated record. Gene Ontology annotation, molecular function: ATP binding; protein serine/threonine kinase activity. Gene Ontology annotation, biological process: peptidyl-serine phosphorylation; signal transduction. NCBI's taxonomy places the organism in Eukaryota, Metazoa, Nematoda, Chromadorea, Rhabditida, Rhabditidae. Gene Ontology annotation, cellular component: nucleus; cytoplasm.
AUGGCCCAAGAGCUUAUUCAGCUUAACCCUGGACAACAGGUCGAGAGAUGGAGCAUUGAAAAGAAAUUGGGAGAAGGAGGGUUCGGUGCCGUCUAUCGUGUCUUCGAUGCGACCGGAAAAUAUGCUAUGAAAGUUGAAGGAUGCAAUGAGCAAAUUCAGGUGCUCAAACUGGAAGUGUCGGUGCUCAACGAGCUGUCGAAACGUGGAAAUCGUCAUUUCUGCAAGAUUGAGGACAAGGGACGCUUUGGAAACUUCAACUAUGUCGUCAUGACUCUUGUCGGAAAGUCGCUGCAAGACUUGAACAAGGCGGGUCCCGGUGGACACAUGACAAUGGGUUGUUCGAUCGGAAUUGGAAUCCAAUCGCUGGAAGCUUUGGAAGAUCUUCACAACAUUGGAUAUCUUCAUCGUGAUGUGAAACCUGGCAACUACACGAUUGGCCGUCCAGAGUUGAACGAAAUCCGCAAAGUGUACAUUCUCGAUUUUGGGAUGUGCAGAAAAUUCACUGGAAACGAUGGAACCAUCAGAAAGCCACGUCAAGCUGCUGGAUUCCGUGGUACUGUCAAGUACGCCCCAAUCAGUUGUCACUUGCAAAGAGAGCUCUGCCGGUAG